CAAAACGAGGGUUCGAUCCCCCAGCAGCAAAAAAACCCCAAAAUUCCCACGCCGAUUCUGGCGCGCGCUCUUUUGUUACAGUUUAACACAAAAAUCAACAACAGUCAUGGAAACCGGCGACGAUUUUUCAGUCGCCGCCGAAUUGAAGCGUUGUAAGCAGAAGAGAAAAUCACAACCAAAAUCCAACAACAAUGUUCCUGAAUCUCCCGCCACCUCGCCGGAAAAAGUCGCCGGCGGCGAGUCUUCCUCCGGAAUUCCAGUCUCAUUGUUCGAUUAUUCAGUAGAGAAUCACUUUAAAGCAGUUGAUACAAUUUCUAAGCUCACCGGUGUACCAGAAAUUGACGAUACUGAUCGAACUGAGCUUAAUCGCUUAGCUUCCUCCAUCACAUUCUUAACAGAAUGGAGAUAUCUCAAGUACAAAACAAGAGAAGUUAAAUUUGCUUGUGAGAAUGAGAGUUCAAAAGGGAAAGAUGUGAUUGGUGAAAUAAGUUUGCCUCAAUUCUCUUCUGCGGAAGUUCCAAAGAGGCAGUUGAUGAAUGAGCAGCCAGUUCCCAAAGAAUCGAGCAAAGAUUUUGUGAUGUAUGUUGGAGGUCUAGCAUGGGGGAUGGACUGGUGUCCCCAAACUUAUGAAAAUAGGGAUGCUCCUAUCAAAAGUGAGUUUGUCGCAAUUGCUCCUCAUCCUCCUGAUUCAUCAUAUCACAAGACUGAUGCCUCACUUACAGGCAGAGGUGUAAUUCAGAUAUGGUGUCUGCCAGAUCUCAUUCAAAAAGAUAUAAUUGUGAAAGAAGAUUAUUUUGCUCAGGUUAACCAAAAAUCGUAUCGAAAUUUGACAAGAAGUGAAGCAGGUACGGGAGAAGUAUCUGGACCUCAAAAACCAAGAGGAAGACCAAAAAAGAACCCUGGUAAAGCAGUCCAGGCAAAAGCAUCUGGACCUCAAAAACCAAGAGGAAGACCAAGAAAGAAGCCUGUUACUGAAUCUUUAGGUGAUAGAGAUUGUGAAGACCACAGUUUACAACCUCUUGCUAUAGAGUGCUCGCUGCAAUCAACAGAACUUUCUGAAGAUUUGUCCUGCGGAAAUAUGAAUAAAGCCCAAGUAGAUAUUGCGCUAAGUCAAGAAAGAUGUAUUAAUGCGGCAUCUCUAGAUUCUCCGUUUACUGCUGCAACAAGGAGAGGAGUGAGAAACAAGGCAACAUUGAAAGGUCAAACUGAGAAUUCUGGUGUGAUUCCGCUAACACAAGAUGUUGCUGAAGAGUCUCCAGCUGUGAGCUCCCAGGCAUAUACUAGCAAUCGUCUUGUAUCAGCAGGGUCCAGUGAGAGUGGUGCCUCCACAAAGAGAAGAAAAAAAGAAAAAGAAAGAAUGGAAAACCAAACUCAUAAUCCUACCUUGCCCUUGCCAAUGCUAACACAAGAUGUGCAUGAAGAAUCUCCCAACACGUCCCAAUCACCUGAGAGCCAUGGCAUUCAUUCCUCACAGUUUGAUGAGAAUGGUUCUGAUAUAAUGCAGGACAUACCAACGGAUGUUUCUCUACCUAGAAUGGUGUUGUGCUUAGCUCACAAUGGAAAAAUAGCACGGGAUAUUAAAUGGAGGCCUUUAAAUCACUAUGAUGUCUCCAGACACAGAAUGGGUUAUCUUGCUGUGAUACUGGGAAAUGGAGCUUUAGAAGUGUGGGAGGUUCCUUUUCCUCAUACAAUUAAAGCUAUUUAUCCUUCCGUUCAAAAGAAGGGUACUGACCCCCGUUUCCUGAAAUUACAACCGGUAUUCAGAUGUUCAAUGCUUAAGGGCUGUGAUGAGCAAAGCAUUCCGUUAACAGUGGAGUGGUCUGCUUCACCUCCGCAUGAUAUGAUUCUCUGUGGAUGUCAUGAUGGAGUGGUUGCCUUGUGGAAGUUUUCAGCCAAUAAUUCAUCUAAAGACACGAGGCCUUUGCUUUGCUUCAGGGCAGAUACAGGUCGUAUUCGGGCGCUUUCCUGGGCACCAUUGGAAAGUGAUUCCGGGAAUACAAAUAUUAUCAUCGUAGCUGGUGACAAGGGGCUGAAAUUUUGGGACUUACGGGAUCCCUUCCGUCCGUUCCGGGAGUAUCAUGUAGGCUCGGGAGUUCAUAUAUGCAGUGUGGACUGGUUGCCAGAGCCAAGAUUUAUUGUAAUAUCAUGUGACGAUGGGACACUAAAGAUCCUUGGCUUGCCGAAGGCUGCAUAUGAUGCACCUGUCACAGGAAACUUUUUAGCUGGAACCAAACAACAGGGAUUUCAUAGUUUCACUCGGUCUCUACUUGGGAUAUGGAGUGUGCAAGCUUCUCGAGUAACAGGCAUGGUUGCAUACUGUGGGGUAGAUGGUACAGCUGCUCGGUUUCAGAUUGCUAGCAAAAUGUAUAAUGAUCCCAUGAGAACUCGUGCACCACAUUUUCUCUGUGGAUCAUUUUCCGAGGAUGAAUCAGGUAUUAGCGUCGUUACUCCAGUGCCAAAUACUCCCUUCCGAAUGAUCUACUCAGGGAAACAAUGGCGUGAUGCUAUCCCGAGAUCUCCUCAUGGUCAGGAUAAACGAGUGAUAGAGCAAUCAGAUGAACAACCCCUGGCUCUAUGUUACGGCAAUGAUCCAAACGUUGAAGGAGGAUCCGAUGACGAGUUAGCAUCUCAAACAUCCAAAACAAAAACAAAAUCCACGAGCCAGAAACCGGAAGCUGCUGAAGAAGAAGCAACACGAUCGAGAGAGAAAUUUGAAAAGUUACCUCCCAAAAUUUUGUCGAUCCACCGGAUAAGAUGGAAUAUGAACAAAGGCAGUGAGAGAUGGCUAUGCUACGGAGGAGCUGCGGGGCUGGUACGCUGUCAACAGAUUGAUUUAUAGACUGUUUGAGUAACUAACUACAAGGGGAGGAUGUAGAUUGUAAGCUUGAAUUAGUAUUAGUAUUAGUAUUAAGUUAUCCCCUUGUGUUGUGUGUAUAUUAGCAAUUUCAAAAGAAUUAUUUGGAGUUUAUUGAGCAUUCAAUAUUUA
Messenger RNA from Solanum verrucosum, 2986 nucleotides. RefSeq lists its product as uncharacterized. Lineage: Eukaryota; Viridiplantae; Streptophyta; Magnoliopsida; Solanales; Solanaceae. The transcript has 15 exons. Gene Ontology annotation, cellular component: transcription factor TFIIIC complex. Gene Ontology annotation, molecular function: protein binding; DNA binding. The coding region runs from base 107 to 2839 and encodes 910 amino acids. Gene Ontology annotation, biological process: transcription by RNA polymerase III. The record is from RefSeq and is a predicted model, not a curated record.